Schistosoma haematobium is the source of this 9785-nucleotide messenger RNA. Its product is annotated as Eukaryotic elongation factor 2 kinase, variant 2. The transcript is spliced from 7 exons. The coding region runs from base 2423 to 3499 and encodes 358 amino acids. NCBI's taxonomy places the organism in Eukaryota, Metazoa, Platyhelminthes, Trematoda, Strigeidida, Schistosomatidae. Gene Ontology annotation, biological process: protein phosphorylation. Gene Ontology annotation, molecular function: ATP binding; protein binding; elongation factor-2 kinase activity. The record is from RefSeq and is a predicted model, not a curated record.
ACAAAAUUUUUAACAUCAUACAGAUCCACCCCAAACCCAAAUGUUCAAGACGGCAAAUCUCCCGCGGAAGCCAUGUUUGGAAGGCGUAUUCGAACAGUCUUCGAUGCCAUGUUGCCAUCCAAACUAGUGGAUGAGCGUAGUCGCGAUCCAAGUAUCCGGAACUUCAGUAUUGGCGACAAAGUCUACAUUAAAUCCUACAUCGGGAAGAACCGAUGGGAGCCGGGCGAAGUGGUGCAAAAACUGGGAAGAGUACUGUACAAAGUUCGAGGAGCUUUUGGGACAUGUAUACGUCACACAAAUCAAAUCCUUAAGGACAAAAGAACAGUGCAGACUCGAAGUAACCGGCCGAUUUUCCCGUUAGAUUUAAUCUUAGACGCACAAAUGCCCAGGAACACUGAAAAGAAGCCUUGGACAAGGAAGACGACAAGAAUAAUGGGACGCCGUCGCAACCCAGUUAUCAAACUACAAGUAGAUUCCAGAAAGAAAUCUUAUUCGGGGGAGGUGUUGGGUCGGCUUUCGGAGAACUUCAACGGAGCCUCCAGAGGCCCAAAAAGGAGCCGAAGGGCCUAACCAAUCAGAGUAUGAUGGAACGUUCGAGAAUUCCAGCGUGGCGUGCUACCAUUGGUCGGUAGCACAAUAUGACGUUAACGGAUUGGCUGAAAUAAGAUGUUGAUUUAACAGACGCCAACAUCUAUAAAUACCCUUGAUUUUCUGUACUAAAAUGAACCUUGGGAUAAAAUGUAUUCUCUCAUACUUGUGUCUUCUUUCUGGAGUUCAAGUCGCUGUGUAGUUCUAGUCUGCGGGUUACGGGAAUAGCUUAGGAUUCGUAUAUAGCGUUCAACCUACACGACUUAUCAGUGGGUAUCUAUGUUCUGGUACCAGUUUGCUCAGAGUUCGAAGUCUAACCUUCGUAAAGUACUAUCAUUGUAGUACUCUUUAAUCAUCCGUAUAAAGCUGACUAGGGCAAUGUAGUUUCUCUCCCAUACUGUACCCUUGUCUGCAAGGGGUCUCCAAAAUGAAGAAUCCUAUAGGCAGCUAAAUGACGUAGCUAGAGGAAGUCGGUGAAUAGAAUCCUUAGGCGUUGAAUUAUACCUUGGAGAAAAUGGGUAUUUGCGAAAACUUUGAUGAGUAUAUGAGAACCGUGUAAUAGGACAGUCAUAAAAAAACUCGUCUCUAUUCACCCAAACUGUGAACGAGAUGAAUCUGCAGGAACAAUUAAUGGAACACUGAAUACUACACUAACUAACUAAACUGAUCGUUUUGUAUAGAUCAAUAGUCAAAGACUGACAGAAGCCCCAAAACCCAGAGUUAAAAUGUAUACAGAUGUUCAGCAUUGCAAUUCCAGGCAGUUUGAUUAACGUAGGGAAUUACUGUGAAGUCCUUUAAGGUUAUUAAUAAAUAACCGUGCACCAAUCAUCUCAAAUCAUCUGCUAAAGUUAAAACCUGAUUUAUGUUCAAAAGAAAGUAGCUGUUUGUCUUCCCUUAUCUUAAUUGUAUAAUUACAACAGAAAAAAGAGGGUAAACCAUCAUGUUUUUAUGCCAUUCAGCUUGUUCUUUUCAUAGCCGCAGAUUUGCUAGACUCCGUUUAUAUAAAACAGGCUCGUUAUCUCAAAGUUGAAAACAGGCCUUGAUUGUUUUUUGUUGUUGGUAUAACGCCCAAAUGUUAGUGCUUUCGGCUUUCAAAUAGUAAAUAGGUUAAAUACCUGUUCUAACCCUAGUUUGGGAAGCUGGGGUUAGUAUUACUAACUUUCACAUAAAACAGUGUAGUUCAAAGCUGAAUACAAACUUUUGUAAGUUACAAUUCUUUUUGUAAGUAUCAGUGCCAAGGUUGUACUUGAUAGUUUCAAAUAAAUUGAACAUUGGGUAAAAAGUUAAUAAUUAAUAUACUGUUUGUGGUAUCCCAAUGAGUAGAAAACUGUAUUUCCGGGGUUUCGUAACCUAAUGUAAGCCACUUCUUCAGCGCAAAUAAAUAACCGAAAUAAAAUUGACACAAGUUUAAGUAGUACAAAGGAAACAAAGAAGAAUAUUUUUCGUACGAUCAGAAUCAUAAUAGGUCUGAAUAUGUCAAUGUCAAAUUAUAUUACAAUUGCACACAUUUUUUAUGCCCACCUUCUGACGCACAAAUUAACAUAAUGACAGUUCACACAAAUUCACCUUGACCAAAAAUAACUUGAUAUUGACAUAUUAAAACCUAUUAUGAUUCUGACUGCACUAAAAAUGUUCUUUAUCGUUAAUUUCAUCUCGAUUAUUUAUUAACUCGGAAGAAGUGGUUUACAUUAAGUGACGAAACUUCAGAGAUACAGUUUUCUACUCAUUGGGAUAUCACAAAUAGUGUAUUUACUACUACAUUUCGUUUGUUUGAAUCUUUUUCUGUAUUUUAGUGUAUUUGCUUCAUUACAUUGAUUAGGUUGAUAUUUCACAAAUGUGUGUAUUGGAGUUUAUUAAUCGACCAGAGAAACCUCUAUAUCACUUGGAACAUUUUAUAGAAGGAACUUAUCGAAAGUAUAAUUCAAAUUCAGGAUUUGUAGAUGAUUUAUCACGAAACACUCCUCAGGCUUUUAGUCACUUCACCUUUGAACGAAGUGGUCAUCGUUUAAUUGUAGUUGAUAUACAAGGUGUUGGUAAUCUAUGGACAGACCCUCAAAUUCAUACAUUCGAUGGUAAAUCUUAUGGAGAUGGAAAUCUGGGGAUUCGUGGAAUGGCUUUAUUUUUUUAUACACAUCGAUGCAAUCCAUUAUGUUUAGCUCUAUCACUAAGCGCUUUUGAUUUACCAAUAAAUGAAAAACUAUCUACACCAUUUAGUCAAUUAUCUAUGGAAGCAGCGGAUAAUCAGACUGAAAAUACAAAUGGGAUCAGUGAUAAUAAUAAUGUGGAACUCAGUGGAACAGUAGCUAUUCCAGCUUCUCGUCGUGAUCGAUAUAGUAUUCGUCGUUUGGUUUCAGAAAAUAUUGAUUCAUCUUAUGAUUUACAAAACAAUGCCAAUAAUCACAACAAUGACACUAGUAGUGAUUUUGUAAAUCCAAUUGACUUUGUAGAGUCUCAUAGUGUACCUUCGCCUAAAUUACCAUUUCUACCUUCGAGAUCUCCUGUUUUAUGUAGAAAUGAUAUAUUACAAAAGACUGAUCAAAUCAAUCAUAAUUCAAAUGUCGUUGCUAAUAAUGGAAAACACAAUACAAAGUAUAGUAAUAGUACUACUACUACUGAUAAUAAUAAUAAUGGUAAUAAUGAUGAUGCACGUACUGAUGAAUUAAUAUUUGGUCCAAUUUCACUUCAUAAUAAUUCGUAUGAUUCUGGCAUAAGUUUUGAUGGGCCAUCGUUUGGUAAUGUGUUCAAAGCACAACAAAGUAUUAUUAGUGAUCCUGGUUGUGAUCCAGUAUGUUCAGAUUUGGAUCAGUCAAAUUCUCAUUUGAAUUCCAGCGAAAGUUCACAACAGCUCAGUAAAGUAAGUUUUUGGAAACUUUUUAUUCCAGGAAAAAUUAUUUCUAAAUGCACUCAUUAGUAAUAAUAAUAAUCGCAAUACUAUUUUUAUCACUUUAUUAUUCGUUUACAUCUUAUUCUCAGAUAUUAGUGUCGUAAAAAAUUUUAAAUUUUCAUCAACAUUUCGUUUUCAGCUGUUAUCUUAGUACAUACUUACAGUUAAAGCUGCGCGUUAUGAUAGCUCAGUUGAUCGGUAAGAUGCCGUAUAACUUGCUCCCCAUGUUCCAACUGAAUAGUUAUUAGAAGACAAAACUGUUAACCAUGUCUGGCCAAUCGAAUGUAACUCUGACGUAAGGAAACACAGUCUAAUAGUUGCGACUAAAUUAUUCUAGACGUCAUCUGUAGUUAUUAUUCUGUUUUAUUUUUACAAACACUUCUCGGACCACUCUGUUUAUGUUUGAAAACAGCUACUAUUUCAGAGCGAUCAAACACUCAGUUUCAGCCAGAUUACUGCCUAUAAUAUUUGUCUUUGAGGGAGUGGAUUGGAGUUUCGUCACGGGUUCAGAAAACUCAGUUGGCUUUUUUUUAUCUUGGGUCGCUUAUGGUGUAACACGGCAUAUCUUUGGCAGACAAAAGAGUGUGUAUACUGCGAUGCAGCUUUAUUCUUUCCACUUUACGGGUGUGUAACAUGACCUUUAAAAUUAAGUUAUUCGUAGAUUACUAGUAUAUGAUCAUACAUUCCUACAAGAAAUUUCUGGUGUAUACUGAGAACACUGUGUCAUCAGUACUGAGAUUAGAUACAGGACAUUACGUAAAGAUGUCAAAUCGAUUGAUGAGGCAAUAAAUAUUCAACAGCUGAGAUGUACACUCAACCACUUUCUACAUAUAUGUGAUAUGUUUACUGGUACAGGAGUCGUUUGGAAGAAAGCUAAUGGAAACAGAACUAAGACUUGACAUCAGUCAAUGAAAUAAUUGCCUCAAUUGUUGUUUUGGCCUUGUUCAUAGUAAUUAACUGUUGGAUUUGAGUUGUACAUGCUGACACAGACUAUCAGGUUGAGGUCCUCGAGAUUAUCGUAGCCAAUCAUCGGAGACGUUAGAUGUCGCGGCUCAAAAUCGUUCGCAAUGGCCUAGGUACAUCCAUUCUUCGUCUUUCCUUAGAUAUUGAGUUUAAAAAUUGUCUCGUGAUCUUUCCUACAAAUUCAUAUUUCCUCGAAUCCUAUUGUUUGUGCCUGAUCUUUACUACUAUUCUAGAUACUGUUUCUACUACUCUAGUAUCUCUUUGAGCUGAUGGUGUGUCAACCUGAACCGAUCCACACGUAUCAGGUUCUAAAUUAAACAUGGCUGAUUGAAGAAAGGGCUGGCAUAAUGUUUGGUUGGUCAAAGUUUCUGUUAAAACUACCGUUAAAAUUACUAUUUUAAACAAUUUAUAUAAGUGUAUUUUCCAAAUGUAUAGUUAUCUAAAUAACACCGAAAACUCCAGAUCUCCAAGUCAGUCAGUCAGUCGGUCAGUCAGCUACAACGUAGGACCAGGCACAUAUAUGCAUCGGUCCAAGUUGCCAUACCUCAUUAACACAACAAGUUCGACACCGGAUUCAUAAAAGUAGUUAAUUCAGAGGUGGUAAUAUAUAAAAGAAAGACUACAAUAAGGAUAUAGUACAGGAAGAAGGAAUUAGUUCGUAGAAAGAAAGAUAUGAAGCGAGUGUAUACACCGACGCCAUUGUGAUCGAUUCUGAGCCAUGUCACCAAGAGUCUCCAACCAUUAGUUACGAUAGUCACGCGGACCCCAAUCAAGUAGUCUGCAAUUUAGAAGAACUAAAAAUAAUUAAAGCAAUUUAUUGCAUGUAUUUUCUUCUCUCAUUAUAGUAGUAUAUCUUCCCCACAAGAUUUGGCCAGUUGUUUUCUAUUUUAAACAUGUUUUUUUUAUAUAUAUAGUUCGCCUUUAAAUUAUCUGACAAUGAACAGCGAAUAACCAUAGUGACCAUGCAUAUUUAUCGUAAACGUUUGACUGAAAUAUUUUUAAAAUUGUUAUUGUUCUCGUUAUUUCUUAAAUUGUCAUACAUAUUGAUUAUUCGUAAAUUUACGUGUAUUUACAUUUGAACAUUAUCCACAUACAUAAUACACAGAGUACAUAGAAUACUAUCAGUUAUCACAAUAUCACUUUAAAUUCGGUGCAUUAUUGUUUUUUUGUCUUACAUUAUGUUUACAUUUCGUGUAUAUUCUGCUAUAAUAGUUUAUGCAUACUGAUUUAUGUGAUAUAGAAUCUGAUAUGUAUUGAGAUAAUCUACAUUAACAGAAACUUAUUAAACAGAUUUCUUGACUGUGAUAUAAUGGUCAACCCCACCCCACCUAUCCUCUAGAAUCUCACAGUUAUCAAUAGUCCAUAACCUUCUCAAAUUGGUAUUCUCUGUUAAUUUGACUGUUUCAUAUUCAGUCGUACAGUAUGUUUGAUAUAUUGAGAUAACUGAAAAAUCCUUAACUAUCCCAUUAGAUCAUAUCAUACAAGUUCAAAGUAAUGUAACCAGAUGGAUGAAUUAAGCAAGCGAUUUUCAUUUUUAGAAAAUCCUAGUGCUACAAACGUUUUUAAAAGACAGUUGAUUUCAGAGACCCGGCUAUAGUUUGGAAGUAUUUACUUAAUUGAUUUUCUGGAAAUAUUUUAUAAUUUGAGAACAACAGGCUAUAGAAAAUUGUUAUAAGUCAGGGUAGGUAGCAGUUUAAAACUUCUCAACGGCGUGAGCCUCUUAAUUCCAUGUCGAAUCGAUCCUAGGGGCUUCUCUGUUAGCUAGUCACAAGAGACGUAGAGCCUAGGAUAAAUGUAUAUCAAUUCAUUACACCAACCUUAUCAGCUCGAGAUAAAAUUAAGUUGGAUAGUAGUAUUCGUAGUAGCGGUGAUAGUGAGAAAGACUGAACUUUAAGAUCAGGGGUGCUGAGAGUCUCCUUCUGGUAAGUGGGAACCGAUGACCUAUAAACCUAUUCUUGGUCACCAGCUGUCAUGGAACCACAUCCCCUCACAUUGUUUCACUGUCUCGUGGACUAGGCCUCUAGAUCAAAGUCUCGGAGGAUGACCCCCUUUUUGAGAAACCACUUGCUUCAGUUUGGGGACCUGGACGGUAUCCCAGCCUGCACAUAUAUCUGAUGGUAACUACUUGUGUGACGCAUGUAUAUUUCAGUGCCCCUUUGUACCAAUGUUUAUGUGUUUUUAUGUAAAUGCUAUGUGGCUGAGUCAUUAAAUUGAAAUCUAACAGUUCACAUUACCAACAUUCAAUUUGUUUUAUUAUGAUCUUCAUUCUCUGUUUGGUUGACCGCACCGAUCAUGGCUUCCCACUACAUAUUCAGUAAAGUUAUCUCGAAGUUAGUUAUUAGUGUGGAUAUUCAAGUGGUUUUGUUGAGUGUUGUUUAAGUUGGUUGAAAAUAUUCAAACAAUUUGUAAUUCGGCCAAUCUUUGUGUUCUUAAAGUAAAUUAAUUAUAUACACAUGUAACGUUCGCUAAUUUCAGUGUUUGGACUAAGGCACCUAACAACAAGUUUGUCUACUGUUUAUAAUUUUAUGCUCUGGAAAUUCUCUAUAAAUGAACAUUCGUGUUAAUUUUGAUUGUACUAGUACUGGUUUGAUAUUACCUUUAGAACUUGUAUUCCUAAACGGGAAGUCAUGUGACUUUUUCUGCCAAUAAAUAUCAUGAUGUGUUUGUCACACUAUAUGAUCAAUAUGACAUUUAGUUUUGUGAUUGGUUCACCUACUUAUAAAUUAGCCUGGAUACCAUAGAAAAAACUGCAAUUUUUUUUAGGUAUGACACUUAGUUGUAGUGUGUCAGUUUCCUCUACUGGAUGGUAUUUUGACUGACGUAAAAUGUGUAUAUCGUUAUUGUAUCACAGGUCUCCACAAAACAAAUGUUUUGCUCAUAACCGACUACAUAAUUAAUGUGUACAUAUUACUUGUUGUCUAUGUGUUCAAAUUAUAUUACGAGCUGGCUGAUGUUAAAGGAAGCUGAACUCAUUGAAUUUUUUCGUUUACAUCAAGCUGGUCAUCGAAGCAGUUCCAUUGCAGCUUUACAUGGUGCUGAUACUGUAAUUUUAGGUUUAAUACAUCAUGAAUUGGCUCGUUUACAUGCUUCUGGUCGUUUAGCUUUAAUGCAUCAAACCGGUUAUUGUCAGUUAAAGUGCAAUGAAAUCAAAAAGCAUCAACCUUCCAUAGAUAUUGAGCAAGAAUUGAAUGGAAAUCAAUUGAAUGAAUUAAAUCGCCCACAAAAUGUUAACUGGGAAUCAGUUUUAUUUCAUUUAGAACAAUCAGCUAAACUUGGUUGUUUAGAUGCUAUUCAAUGUUUAGCUCAAUAUUAUUUGAAUUUAAUGAUUGAUGGUCCAUUAUCGGAAUGUCCAAUUAAACCUGAUCCAGUGGAAUCUCGAGCACAUGGUUUCGCUUUAAUCAGUGCGGCUGCAUCAGCGGGAGAUCGUAUGGCUAUGCUUUAUUUAGCUGAAGCUUAUUGUCAUGGCGAUUAUUAUUCUCCAGAUACUAGUAAUGAUAUCAAUAAUAAUAAUAAUAAUAAUAAUAAUAAUAAUAAUAAUAAUAAUAAUAAUAAUAAUAAUAAUAAUGGGCGGAAACAAGAACCUGACUGGUUAGCAGCUGCACAUUGGUAUGAAAUGGCGGCUAAAGUUGUUACUUAUGAUGAUGAUGCUACAGAAGAUGAUGAAACAAAUCAACGCAACCCAUCGUUUUUAAAAAGAAGUCGUUCUGGUUUUCAUUCAUUAUCUGAAUGGCCAAUUUAUCGUUUACAAGGUCGAUUAGGAGAAAUGUAUGCUAAAGGUGGUCAUGGUUUAGUCAGAGAUAUAAUAAAAGCUUACGAACUCUUCGAAUCAGCCGCUGAAGGUGCUAGUGAAGCUCAUGAAGGACGUAUAGCAAUGAAGUAUUAUGAACAAGCAGGUCUUUUAGAAGAAUAUACUACUGUUGAAUUUGAUGAACAAAUAGAAGAAAAAACAGAAGAAGAAAAAUAAACAAUAAUAAUAACAAUAAUACGAGUUCGUUUCUUUCAAAUUUAUGUAAUACAUAGAUUUUCUCCGGUUAUGGUUUUAUGUGUAUAGCUGUUUUCUUUUUUUUUCUCAUCGAUAACCAAUUGUAUUGAUCAUGUAUAAUCCCUAGUUUUCCCACAUAACAUUUUGACUUGUUUAUAUUCCACUCAUUUUAAUGAUCAGCAAACAGGACCUUUUCUAUGAAUAAGCUUUUAUUCGUAUUUUUUCCCGCUGAAUUAUUAUAUUUUGUCUUGAAUUAUACUAUGAUUAUUUUCAUGUUCAUUGCAUACACACUUUGUAAUUCCAUGUAUUAUUAUUACUAUUAUUGAUUUAUUUAUUGUGCACUACCACUUCACCCAUUGUAUUAUCCGUUCAUUUUGAACUAAAUGUUUAACGCGCCUCUCAUUUUCGUUAAUUUCCUCUUUCUAUAUCACAUUGUUUUGUUUUUUACGGACUAAAGAUGUGACAAUUUGAACAGAUAUAGAUGUGUGUAUACAUAACCAGAUCUUGUGUUGUCUAUAUCUGACUAACUGAUUUCAUUUUCCCUCUAGUUUCUCUAUAUCCUUUUUUGGAUUUUCCUGUUACUCUGUAGAAAUUAUCUUUUUUUAUAUAUAAAAAAGUGAACAUAUAAAAACAAAAUAAUGUCAGUAACAACAGUCAAUAAAACCAUGAUUUAUUUCUAUUGAACAAGUAUUGGAAUUAUUCGUAUUUUUUUUGGUGACAAUUCUCCUGGCUCAGUAAAUAAGCGGUAUAACACAUGUGUGUGAGUAUGUUAGUAAAAAUAUGUCAUUUUCGUCUGUUACUUAGGUACACUAAAUAUACUAGUUAUUUGGUUCUACCUUUGGGCAUCCGCUACAUCCUAAUUCGAAGGUAAACAGAAGAGACUAAAUCUAAGUUUCAUGCUAUUUGGCUUUCGUUAAUAACAAGGUAUUUACAAUCAUGAAAGAGUUGAUGUCCUUUCAUCGAGUUAUGCAGUAUGUCUGGUUGAGUGUAUAUUAUCAGAAAUUCACUUUUUAUUAUCUUCAUAUGAUAUGUGAUAUUGUAGGGUUAACUAGUUAAACUAUAUUAUAAAACUUGACUGAAAUCAAAAUAUUUCAGAUUUUAAAAUAGCAGUAGUUUCAGACUUUUAAAAUCUUGAAAUUAAUUUAAUUCAAAGUUAUAAACAUCUACUUGUUAUUAGUUUUCGGACGUAGAAGUAAACUAAACUGAUAAAUAACGUUAAAUAACUUUUCACUUACUUACGCCUGUUACUCCUCGUGAUGAAGCAUAGGCCACUCAUCAGCAUUCUCCAUCCAACUCUGUCUUGGGCAAUCCUUCCCAGCUCUUUCCAGUUGUUAUUCACACUUUUCAUAUCUGAUUCUAUUUCCCGAC